CAAAUAAAUAAACAGAGAGAGAGGGAGAGAGAUAACCUGUGCUGCAGUGGACUGUGUGGAUUAGAUGUGCUCUAAAAUUGAGAUGAAGUGGACGUUGCUGGCAGCUUUGUCUCUACUGCUGUGUUUUGGCUCAUCUUGCUGUGAUGAUGCUCAAGAACAGUUCUUGUCUCCUACUAUCAUCAAUAAUGUGGUCCAGGACCCUCAAACCGGCCGAAUCUACCUUGGAGCUGUCAAUGGGAUCUUUCAGCUGAACCAUAAUCUACAGGAGGAGAGCAGAGCAGACACAGGCCCUAAGAAAGACAACCCACAAUGCGCUCCACCGAUCACUGCGCAGUGCACCGAUGCGAAGGAAAUGGACAACAUUAACAAACUCCUUCUGGUUAACUCGGCCAAUGGCACCUUGAUUGUUUGUGGAAGCCUUUUCAGGGGCAUCUGCUCUUUGGUAAACCUCAACAAUGUGAAUAAACCGGUGUACUACAGUGACACCAAAGGAGAGAAGACUUACGUUGCAAGCACUGAGGAAUUGGUCACUGUGGUGGGGGUCAUUUCUUAUUUUACGGACACUAAUACUAAUGCUAACCUCAGUGUGUUUCUAGUGGGAAAGGGCUAUGGAAGUUCGGACAGCUCAAAGCUCAUUAGCACUCGGUUGCUGGAGGAACAUGGAGAAAUGGAUGUUUUUGAGAACAUGGUUGAAGCUUCCACUAUUCAAACGAGUCCGUUUAUCCAUCGGUACCACCAUGAUUUUCGCUACAUGUUUAAAGAUAAUGGCUACAUCUACUUUCUGUUCUCCCGCACUCCUGGCACUAGCGACAGCAGGAAGAUUACGUUUAUAGCACGACUUUGCGAGAAUGACCAUCAUUAUUAUUCUUACACAGAACUUCAACUCAGCUGUACCAUUAGCACUGAACAACAAGAGAACACAUUCAACAAAGUCCAAGCAGCGUAUCUGGCUAAACCUGGAAAGGUUUUGGCUCAGAAUAUCGCCUCAUCAAAUUCAAAUGAUAAGGUUCUGUUUGGAGUUUUCAGUGCAGAUAAGGAGGAUGGGCGGUCAGCAUUGUGCAUGUACCCUCUUAGCAGCAUUAAUGCCAGGUUUGAGGAGGUGAUUGAGUCCUGCUACACAGGAGAGGUUCUGGAGGAUGACAAACCAAAAACUGUUUAUUCACCCUACAACUCCAAGAAUGAAGCCAUCUGCAAGACCAAAAGAGAUAAGAAUAUGGCUAAGACAUAUACAUGUGGUGCAGAGUUCCUGCCCUCUCCACUAGCCAGUAAACCUGAGUAUGCUUUAGCCGUCAAGCCCAUCUACACCAGCAAUGACAUGCUGACAGCUGUAGCUGUGGCGGUGGAGAACGAACACACUGUGGCAUUCUUGGGAACCAGUGGAGCAGAUGUCUUAAAGGUGCAUCUUGACCCAAACCACACUGACUUUUACAACAGAAUUCCAGGGGAACGUGCAGAUGGUGCGGUGAACAAAAACCUCUUAUUUGAUACAAGUUUGGAUCACCUCUACAUCACCACUGGCAAAAAGAUCUCCAAAAUGCCAGUGCAGGCCUGUGAGAAGAAAAAAGACUGUCGCUCAUGUUUGUCCCAACGGGACCCAUAUUGUGGCUGGUGUGUUGAGGAGUGCCGUUGUACCAGGAAAAAGAAUUGUCACAAAGGUGAAGGACAGAAUGUCUGGUUGUGGGGUUUAGAUCAAACAUGUCCCAUCAAUAUCUGCAUUGCAAAAUGAAUCUCCAAAUGGGACGAGCACCCCUCCUAUACUGGGAGGGACUUAAAAAGCAAGUAGGCUGUACUAUAAAUAGGUGGAACCUUGCAGUAUUACUCAAUUGCUAUGUUUGAAUAUGCCAGUAGUUACUCAAAGCACUUUUUUACAGAUAUAUAAUUUAGGAGUAUGUCCAGCAGCAAUCCAUACUUAUUUUAAGUGCUUUAUUUUUUUCUUUUCUUUUUUACAUACUUUUAAUUGUUAAUAGAUGAGACAUACAGUACAAAAAUCUGCAGAGUCCACAGUAUUGAGAACAACUGAUGUAGUGUGGAAGAAAAGAUCUAGAGAGGAUGAUAUUACAUUGGAAAGACAAGAAAGGAAAUGUAUUUUGCUUUAGUGCCACCUGGCAGAUGAGUUGGUGCCUCUCAAGAAGUAGUAAAUGUAAUAAAGACAUGUAAAUCAGAAAAGUGUAGAGGUUUUACCAGAACAGAAGACCUCUGAGUUGAUGCCAUGGAGUGUUCGUCCAUUUGCUGAGCAAAUAAAAAAUUGCUGAAAAAAUUA
Molecule: messenger RNA, 2260 nt
Organism: Danio aesculapii
Lineage: Eukaryota; Metazoa; Chordata; Actinopteri; Cypriniformes; Danionidae
Product: plexin-B2-like
Exons: 6
Coding region: 65-1726 (553 amino acids)
Biological process (GO): regulation of cell shape; regulation of GTPase activity; regulation of cell migration
Cellular component (GO): semaphorin receptor complex
Molecular function (GO): protein binding; semaphorin receptor activity
Source: RefSeq, a predicted model, not a curated record